AUGCCUGCCAACCAUAUUGUGCUUGGUGUUGCUUCCUGCGGUCACUCGUUCAACGUCUCUCGACUCUCUCCCUCUGACGCCUUCGCAUCCGGCACGAAGACGCUGGCUGCAUACCCCACUUUCAACGCAUCCAAUCAACCCCUGGGUGAUGUAUGGGGUGGCGUUGCUGGUGUCGACAUCUGUGGCGUGUCCGAGGCCGCAGGUGGCACUUUCAAUUUCUGGGGUCUCAUUGACAUCGGUUUCCUCACCGAGCAAGACAUGCCUGCAUUCACUAUAGAUAUGACGAGUGCACCGUAUGUAUACAAUGAGACCUCACAUGUUAUGAUCUCGUUCAACAACGUUCAGUCAUUUUCUGCCAAGGGCAAGUAUAUCAAAAAGACCGGGCUGCGCGGUUUCGCAAUGUGGGAGGGUGGUGAUUACAACGAUAUGCUCGUUGACUCUAUCAUCGAUGCUGACGUGUAUUAUAUUAGUACGUUUCCCGACACGUCCGGUGACCUCUCUCAGUCAUCAGAACUUUCCUGGACUAGUAUGCUACUAAAGCGCUAG
This is a messenger RNA of Suillus paluster, 546 nucleotides long. RefSeq lists its product as uncharacterized. The coding region runs from base 1 to 546 and encodes 181 amino acids. The transcript is spliced from 2 exons. NCBI's taxonomy places the organism in Eukaryota, Fungi, Basidiomycota, Agaricomycetes, Boletales, Suillaceae. The record is from RefSeq and is a predicted model, not a curated record. Gene Ontology annotation, biological process: carbohydrate metabolic process.